AUGCUAGCUAAAUUAUUCAAAAUCCCUAACUUCGAUAGGUUUAUUAUUAUUCAAGUAUUUUAUUUGUAUAUUUUAGGGUUUUAACUCUAGUUAAUGUCUAGAAAAAGCAUUAUAAUUAAUAGAUGAAUGGGAAAGAGAAUUAGGAUCUACUUUAGAAAAAGUGACAUUUUUGCAUUUCAAUUAAAAAAUGCUUAUAGAAAAUUGUUCUAUUUAAACUUAUUAGAUAGCUUCACGCUUGUCAGAGAUUUUACAUUAUUUAUCAUAACUUUUAUUUUAAAAUAAUAAUUUAGUCAAUAAUUAAAACUAGUCUGCUAAACUUAUUGAUAAAUGUUGUGCAUUAUUGGAAAUAGUUUUAGUCACUGAAAAUGAGAAUAAAAAUGCUUCAAUUAUUUUGUUUUAAAUUUUAAGAUAAGCGAUUAGAUAAUAAUAAAAUAAUAAUAAUAAUCUGCAACCAUUAAGUAGAUUAUUAAUUAGACUUAUUAUUGAAUCAAAUAAUCAUCCCACUAUGACUCUUUAAUUACUAAAAAAAAUAAAUAAUAGUUUUAAUUAAGUUAAUUUAGAUUAAAAUAUUGAAAAGAUUAUUAUUGACUCACAAUUUGGAAAUCAUUUGUAAGAUGUUAUAUAGAAUUAUAUUCUAAUGAUUAACACGGAUAGCUCAAACACAUAACUCAUAAAUUAAUUAGGGGAUGAAAUUAAUAAAAUUUUAGAAUACUUAUAUAGAGUUCCUAAUAUUCUUACAUAAGGAACUGAUUUGUUAGUUAUAUCUAAAAUAAUUUCAGAUAUAGGUUCUCUAAUAUAAAUAACAAAAAAUUCAUCACAAGAGAACAUAAAAAAAAUUCAGAUAUUCUUAUUAUAACAAGCAAAUUCUAUUUCUAGGCCAGGAUUUUUAAAAAACUUUGAUGGCAUUUCCCAAAAUAGAAUUCAUGAAUAAUUAAUGAUUCAACUAGAAUAAAUGGGGUACUAAAGUUAAUUAAUAAAUAAUGUACUUAUGGAAAAUCCUAGAAUAAGAAAUGCGGGUUAAUUUAUUGAUUUUAUGACACUGAAUUAAUAGAGACUUGAAGUAGAAGGUAAAUUAACUCAAUAAAGUGAUGAAUUACUUAUCCAAUAAAUCAAAGCUUAAUAAGAAUCAAUAAGACUACAACUUAAAGAAAAUAUUAAGUUAUUUUCAAACUUUAAUAAUUUGAUUGGACUUGAGAUACAACUUAAUUUAUCAGAAAUAUUAAGCAUUUUAUAGUUAUCUGUUUAGAAGUAAUUUAACCUAAGUCUACAAUUUUAAGGAGUUGAAAUUGAAAUGUCUAACCAACCUGAUUAUAACUUAUAAAGUAUUAUUUUAGUAUUAAGCUUGCUUUAUAAAUAAUAAAUAUAAUAAUAAAGAUAAUAAUAAUAGUUAGAAUAAUAAUAAUAAUAAUAAUAAUAAUAAUAAUAAGAAUAACUAGACUCAAUAGCAAAGGAAUUACUUAAAUUACUUGAUGUUUUAUUAGAUUAGGUUGCUGACGAUUUAACAAUUAAAGCUGUAAAUUUUAUAUUAGCAGUUUUAAGUAAUUUAAUAACAAAAAAUUAAGAAUAUUUGAAUCUAAUAUUAGUAGGAGUCUAAAAAACACUUGAUUCGAAUGUUUAAAAUCAUAUUACUUUUUAGAUAUGUAUUGAAAUCCUAGUUAAAGUUUUUUAAAAAAAUAGAUCAUGUAUCAACCAAUUUGUUUAGUAAAUGAAUGGUUUGUAAUCAGUAUUUAAAGUGAAAGGGGAUUCAUAUAAUCAUUUUAUAAGUCUUUCAAAAUUAUCAUUAGCCAUAAUUUAUGAUAAAAUCAUUAUAAGAGCAUAAAUAGAAGCAUAAAUAAAGAAAACUAUUUUUGAUUAAGAAAACAAAGAAGAAGUCUAAAAAACAAAUCAAUAAUUAGAUUUAUAACAUUAUUAAAAUGAAAAUAUAUAUCCAAUUUGUUUGUAACCUGCAUAAUAUAAUAUUUAACCUUAAAAAUAUACAUAGAAGGAAUUAAAAACUGCGAUAUUAAUAGAUAUUUUAAUUAUAGAGAUUAAUUAUUUUUUAUGAUUAAGACCUUGAAUAUUUUAUAUCAAGUCGCCACAAACUUACUUUUAGAAAAGACAGAACCAGUAAUUACUAAUAGUUUAUCAGUUAAUUAAAUGGAAUUAGGAAUCAUAGGACAAAUAAAUCCAAUAGAAAUUAAUGACUAAGUAUUUUAGAAUGAUUAAACCUACUAAAGAUAUUAAGAAUAUAAUUCUUAAAAUGAAUAAUUUUAAUAUUAUUUAUAAAAUUGGCCUUUUUUAUCGAUUAAAAAUAGCCAACUUUAAGUGAAUGCUGAUUAACAAAUGGAACCAGAUAUUCAUUAAAUGUUAAAUAUUCCUUUAAUAAUUGAUUCUUAAGAAAUCUUUGAUAAAGAAUUGGAAGAAGAAUUAAAUUAUUGGACAGAUGAUGUUUAGUACAUUAUCGAAGAAGAACCUGAAAAUAAUUAAAAUAUUGAUAAUAGUUAUAAUGGGUUUAUAAAUGGUAUAUCAGAUUAAUUAGAAAAUUAGAUAUAUAGAACAAUUAAAUUUUAAGGAUUACGUUUUCCAUAUUAAUUUUAAAUAUCCUUACAAGAAUUUAAACAAAUUUUACCAUCAUAAAAUAAUGCCUAACUGAUGCCUAAUUUUAAUCGAUGGUAGUUGAAUUUAUAUUAAGAGAAUAUUAAUUAAUUACCAAAUGUUAUUAGAAAUUAAUUAGUUCCUAGAUUAGGAAUGAUGGAUCAAUUACCAAAUAUUUUUAGAAAUUAAUUAGGUCCUAGAUUAGGAAUGAUGAAUCAAUUACCAAAUGUUAAUAGGAUCAUUUUAGGUCCUAGAUUAGGAAUGAUGGAUCAAUAACUUAACCUCAAUAGAAAUUAAAAUUAAAAUUUUGGAAACGUUUAAAAUCAAAAUAUAAACAAUAAUGGAGUAGAUGAUGAUGAGGAAAACGAAGAUAUGAUUGAUCAAAUAAAUUUUGAAAUGGGUCUAGGAUAAAAUCAACGAAAUAAUUAUGACUUUUAAAUGGAAUAUGGAAAUUAAUAGUAACAAUAAUAACCAAAUAAUUCACCUCUACGUUAGAACAUUUAACCUUAAUUUUUAUAAAUAAAAAAUAUUGUUAAUUCUGUAUUGAAUAAUAGAAAAUAGACCCUAAAGCAUUUAGGUAAAAUAGAUUAAUAAUUAAUAUAAUUUCUGUUAAAAUUCUUAUAUGUAGAUGAUAAUUUUGGCUCAAAUUAUGAUUACAUAAAUACUCUUUUAAUAAGUCUUGGAAUAAAAGCAAAUUUUAACAAUUAAAUAAUCUAAGCUGCCAUUAACACUUUAAAAAAGACUACUUAAAAUUAAAUCUAAGAAAAUGCUGAUUAACAAACUUUUAUACUUUCGAGAAAUGAAAUAAUAAGAGAUUUUGAUUAUUCCUCAAAUUUUAUCUAAAAUAAAGCAUUCAAACUUUUACUUUAAUUACAAUCAACUUCAAAAUAGAAUAUAUCAGAUGAAAAUAUUAAAGAUUUUUUUGGGCUACUUUUUAAAUUAAAAGGCAAUAGUUUGAAACAACUCCUUUAAUUUUUAGCCAAUUAAGAAUAAAAAUAUCAAUUAACAUUAGCUCCAGAGCAGGUUAAAAUGUUAUAUAAUUUUAUGAUUGAAUAGGAUGAUAUUUAAAAUAGUUCUAAUUGUAUGAAGUUUAUAUCUAAUCUAUGGAAUGUUGAUAAAAAUGCGUAUAAAUUAAUGUCAUAUAUGAAAUUUUAAAUUAUUAGCAUUUCUGAAUAUUAUACAAAUUAAUUCCUGAAUUAAUAAUAAGUUGAGUAAACAUUUAAAUAGUUAAAUGAAGUAGAAAAAAUAUUUUAGAUGAUUUAUAUUGCAUCCAAGGAUGAAUAACAAUUGGAGUAAUGCAGAAUCUUUGUUAAUUCUAAUGAAAUAUAAGACUUAUUUAACAUUUUAGAUUAAUUAAUAUCUUAGAUUUAGAAUUUACAUGAUUGUAGAUAUAACUAGAGAUUAUUACCAAUACUAAAAGUAUUUUUGAUAUGUCAUUAAAUUAUUCAUCCAAUUGCAAAUUAAAAUUUACAACUCUUAAAAGUAUCUUCAAUCGAAAUCUCACAACCAGAAAUCUCACAAACAGAAUCAAUAGGAAAUUUGAUUGAUUUUGAAAGGUUAUUUAAUAUACUUUGUUAAAAUGGCAGUGAAUACAUCAAUCAAAUAGUAAAAGAGUAAAUUUACAAAAUGAUAACUUAUUAUAGAACUAUUAGAUAAAAUCAAUAAAGAAGGAAUGAUUAUCUUUUUGAAAAUGAUUUUUUAGAUGGCAUUUUUACGUAUCAUCCUCAAGUAAUAAAGUUUUAAAAUAAGAAAGAUUAUUUUUAUUAAAAAUAAUAAAUAAAUGGAAGGAAUUAAUAACAAAUUUUUGGAGGAGGAAGAAUGCUUAGAAUAAGGAGAGAAUACAUUUUCGAAGAUUCAUACAUAAAAAUUAAAAGCAUAACCGAUCCUAAUAUUCUUAAAGAAUAAUUUGAAAUUAUUUUUGAAGGGGAAUAGGGAAUUGAUGCAGGUGGAUUGACGAAAGAUUGGAUUUACAAACUUUCAGAAUAAAUUGUAGAUUAAAAAUAUAAACUAUUCAUACCUAAUUCAGACAAUACAUGUUUUAUAAUAAAUAGGGAAUCAUCUUGUGAUCCUGAUCAUCUUAACAAAUUUAAAUUUGUUGGAAAGAUUUUUGCUAUUGCCAUUCUAACAAAAGUUCCUAUAUAUGGCUAAUUUCCAAUCUCAAUGUUUAAACAUAUUAUAGGCUAAAAAUUAUCCAGAGCUGAUAUCCAAAAUUAUGAUGAAGGGCUGAAUAAUACAUUCGAUCUUAUCUAUAAUUAGAAAAUUGAUUCUAGUUGGAAUUUGUUUUGGGCAUACACAAUUAAAUAAGGUGGUGUACCUGUAGAUGUGGAACUUAAACCUGGGGGUAAAGAUAUUGAAGUUACAGAAUAUGAUAAAAAAGAUUAUGUAAGAAAAUAUUGUCACUAAAUUAUGGCAAAAGAUAUUGAAGAUUAAAUUAAAGCCAUUUAAGAUGGAUUUUAUUCACUAAUAUCAAAAGAAGAUAUUAAAAUCUUUGAUUCGAUUUAAUUAGAAUUAUUACUAUGUGGUGAAUCAAAUAUAGAUGGUAUUAAUUUAUAUAAAAAAUCAUUAGUUGAGGAUCUUAUAAGAACUUUGAGAUAUCAAGGUUAUACUGCCCAACAUUAAGUGAUUGGAUGGUUAAAAAAUAUAUUGAGGAGUUUUAAUUAAGAUAUGCUAGCUAAGUUUUUAAGUCUUGCAACAGGUAAAAAUCAGAUAAAUUUAAGGCCACCCAAAACUUCCUGUUGGAGGAUUUUAAAAUCCAGAGUGCAGAAUUACAAUAAGGUUACCAAAUUAUCAAUAAAAUGAUAUUGAUUCAAGAUUACCAACAGGGCAUACAUGGUAUAACUAAAAUUUAAUAAAUAGCACUCGUGUAUUAGACCUACCUGCCUAUUCCAACGAAGAAACUUUAAGGAAAUAAUUAGAAACAGCUUUAAAUGAAGGAGGAGAAGGAUUUGAUCUAGCUUGAUC
This is a messenger RNA of Paramecium pentaurelia, 5535 nucleotides long. Lineage: Eukaryota; Ciliophora; Oligohymenophorea; Peniculida; Parameciidae. The record is from the annotation of a GenBank genome assembly.